AAACACGAAAAAACAAAAUAACAAAACAAAAAAAACAUUUAGAGAAUCAAAUGUGACAAAGACAAAUACAAAGGAGGAAACAGAAGCAUGGAGAAUUCUCCUCGUUGUUUGGUUUCUCUUCUUUCAAUCCUACUCUUGUCUGGAUCCGCCUCGUCUCUCCACAUCUCUCUUGAUGAAUUUGAGUCACACCCAGCCACAAGCCGAGGUCUUCUUCAGGCAAAAACACCAUGCAAAGAAGAUUUUGCGAACAAGAAUUACACAAUCAUAACGAGUAAAUGCAAAGGUCCAAAUUAUCCAGCCAAGGCAUGUUGCUCCGCCUUCAAGGACUUUGCUUGCCCAUUCGCGGAAGCUCUUAACGAUGACAAGACAGAAUGUGCCUCUACAAUGUUCAGUUACAUCAAUAUAUACGGUCGUUAUCCUCCGGGAAUAUUCGCAAACAUGUGCAAAGAAGGCAAAGAAGGGCUCGAUUGUACCGACGUCAUGACCGCCACAUCAUCUUCUUAUGCAGCGAUCCCUCUUGUCUCCACACACGCAUUGCUUUUCACCGUUCUCUUGUUUUGCCUCCUCUAAAGACUUUUCCUAUAUAUGAAUUACCACAUGAGAUAUAUUAUAUAUGAACAUUUCGUUGUUAAUUAGUUGGUGAGCCACCCCGUUAAUUCUUUCAUGCAAAGUCAUUGAUGUACAUUUUUCGAUUUUGUUUUAGGCUCUCGUGAACUAUUUGUUUUUGUUUUUUCUUA
Messenger RNA from Brassica napus (rape), 737 nucleotides. RefSeq names its product GPI-anchored protein LLG3. The coding region runs from base 88 to 570 and encodes 160 amino acids. The transcript has 3 exons. The record is from RefSeq and is a predicted model, not a curated record. NCBI's taxonomy places the organism in Eukaryota, Viridiplantae, Streptophyta, Magnoliopsida, Brassicales, Brassicaceae.